ACAGCACGCUAGCCGGAUAGUGCAGCUCGUCAGUAAUGCAGCAUUUUCGCUCACAGCAGCAGCAGGCUAUUCUGAUGCGCGCGCACCGCCGCAACCCCAUCCCGUCUCCGCCGCCACCGCGUCCCCCGAGCGUUCUAUCGCAACUUUCCCCGUCCCCGGCCCUUCCCCGCGCGCGUCGGUUCUAUUAGUUCCGCUAAGACUCUUGUCGCCCGCUGUAACGCGGUUUCUGCAGCGUUGUGCGCAGCCUCCGCGUGUUCUGAGCUUCCGCGUGCUCUGCCCGCCCGCGGGCAUGCAGGGGAACGAGGGCGGGGAGGGGCCGUCGGGGGGAGGCGGGGGGGCUGGGCGCGCGAAGGGGAAAGCGACGGCUGAGGAGUUUGGCGGGUCGAAGAAAAAGGCGGGAAUCUUCCUGAGAGAGCUGCGGCUCAUGAUGUACGGCUUCGGGGAUGAUCCCGAGCCCCUGCCAGAGUCAGUGGAGCUGGUGGAGGAGAUCGCCAUCGAGUACAUCACGGACAUGGUGCACCGCGCUCAGGAGGUGGCGGCGAGGCGGGGCCGACUCACCACUGAAGACGUGCUCUUUCUGAUCCGCAAGGACCCACGCAAGUUUGCUAGGGCCAAGGAGCUGCUGGCAAUGAAUGUGGAGCUAAAGGAGGCGCGAAAGGCCUUUCAAGAGGAGCAGUAGCGGCCGCUGCACACAACCAACUGCCGCUCUCCUUGCGUCUCUUGGCUUGACUCUCGCCUAAUCAGUCAUGCCACACGCAGACUACUGGUACCUCUUUUUGAGGCGCCUAAAAAAUCCUCUUUUCUGCUACAAGAAAGGAAGGGGUGGAAG
This is a messenger RNA of Closterium sp. NIES-67, 829 nucleotides long. NCBI's taxonomy places the organism in Eukaryota, Viridiplantae, Streptophyta, Zygnematophyceae, Desmidiales, Closteriaceae. The record is from the annotation of a GenBank genome assembly.